Molecule: messenger RNA, 1713 nt
Organism: Lindgomyces ingoldianus
Lineage: Eukaryota; Fungi; Ascomycota; Dothideomycetes; Pleosporales; Lindgomycetaceae
Exons: 3
Coding region: 1-1713 (570 amino acids)
Source: RefSeq, a predicted model, not a curated record
AUGUCGCUCAGCGCAAAGUACCAAGCCUUUCUGGGUAGCCCGUCAUCCGCCGCGCUCUCCGACAACGCGUCCCUCCACUACAUCACGACCCUGACCAGCCUCAACGAGCCCGCCGCCAUUCUCAAGCACCUCGCGGUGCAGGACAAGCUCCUCAAGAAGAAGGCCGAGAAGGUGAUAGGGGCCGUGGAGAGCGCCAAUGGACUGUGUCUAGACGUGGAGACGACUAUCGAAUUCAUCUCGGGCGGUGGCGCCUUCCUGCCCGGGCUCGACGACAACUUCGUUGCCGACAGGAUCGUGACGUUCCCCAUGGUUCACAUCGUGCACUUCGAUAAGAACAAGGACAUUGCGCAAAUCCGCCUUUAUUGGGACCAGGGCUCGCUGUUGAAACAGAUCGAUGUCAUCGGUGCGCGCGCUCGCAACUGGCCCAUUCGAGAUGGGAGGGAUCAAUCGCGCCUUAUUGCUUCGAGCUCAGCCCUGGUCGCACAGCCUGAGUCUGCUGCAUCGUCCCGACGCUCGACCACUUCCCGGGGCGGCGCAGACGAGGUUGUUGUGACGGAGCGCCCCGCGAGCUCGAGGAGCACCGUUAGCAACGCCAUGAACGAUCCCCACGCUACGCUGUCUCUAUUCCAGCCUCGCGAUACCAACCAGGAUCGCACCUAUGCCCGCCCCUCUGCAGCUCGGGCCCAAUCAGCGAAGCCUCCUCCACGUGACUACUCGGAGCUGUUUGCCGGGGAAGAGCCAGAGUCACCCUCCCCAGUGGGUACCGCUCCUUCCCCGCAGAAGGCAGCGCGCAUCCCAGUCAAAUCAGGUGGCGGCACAAAUUUCAAGCCCAACCGCCUGUUUGGGGAGACUGAAGAGGAGAAGGCUAUGCCGACGCCAAUGAGCGUCAAGACCAAUUCUAAGAAAUAUGACCACUUUAACUUCGGGGAUGACGAGGAUGAACAAGCAACGCCCAAAGUGCGCGAGACGGCACGCCAGAAGCACAAGUCCAAGCACAUGUCACAGUGGGACUUCGAAGACUUCGUCACCCCCGAGAAGACGAACCUGAAAAUCCUGGCACAGGCCGUUCGACACUUUGGGUGGAGCGACGAUGAGGCUGAUACGUCUCCUGUUCGUCGUCCAAUAGUCCACAAAGCGCGUCCGGAUGCGGACCCUCAUUUCGAGUUUGUUGACGACGGCGCCCCAACGGAACCCCGCAAGGAAAACACUUCUAAAGGUCGUCUUCACAACAACGGUCUUGGCCUCUACAAGGAUCAUGUUCUACACUCCACCUCGGACGACGAGGGCGAAGAUGCUCACAAGGGUGACAACAAACGUCCUCUGGGGGAUGUGACCACCACCAUCAAGAACGAGAACCGCAAGAAAGACUUUGGUAGCCAGUGGGAGAUGACCGAUCACAGCCCGGGACCGCAGAAGACGACUUUCAAUGGAAACGGGAAUGGCAAUGUCAAACAUGUUCCCGAGGAUCGCAAGAAAGUACUCCAGGGCCUUAAUGCCCAUUGGGGCUUAUACGAAGAUUCACCAGAGCAAUCGAAAAAGGAAAACGUGAACACAUCGACUGUUGGCGUCAAGACCACCGGAAACGGCAUGGGGGGCCGCAAAGACGACGGUCGCCAUUGGGCCAUUGGCGAUGAAGGCGAUGAUUAUGUCGCAAUACCUCCCAAAGCUCCGGGAAACCGGCCGCAAGAAUCCAAGGGAUUCUGGGACUUCUAG